Molecule: messenger RNA, 636 nt
Organism: Candida dubliniensis CD36
Lineage: Eukaryota; Fungi; Ascomycota; Pichiomycetes; Serinales; Debaryomycetaceae
Gene: EAF6
Product: Eaf6p
Exons: 1
Coding region: 1-636 (211 amino acids)
Cellular component (GO): NuA4 histone acetyltransferase complex
Source: RefSeq, a predicted model, not a curated record
AUGUCUAAUAAAAAUAUAAAUGACGUUAAGACCCAGAGUAAUCAAUCUAAUGAGACAAGUCUGUCAGGAACAGCAACACCAAAAAAGACGGUUUCAGAGCCAACAAAGCAGGAUCGAAAAGACACAACCAAGAAGGAUAUAGGAAAUGAAACCACAGCUUCAUCAAAACUAAAAGAUGACUCCCAGAAAUACGUUGAAUUGAAAAAUAAACUAAUCCAGCAAAUUCUUAAAAAGCAAGAACUAACUAGAAAGCUAACCACGCUAGAGGAUUCAAUAUAUCGAAAAGAGAUAGAUUAUUUUGAGGAGAGUCCGCUUGGUAAUAUCGUGAAAGGUUUUGAGAAUUUCUCAAAGACUAGUGGUGGGGGUGGUGCAAAUAAGAGGAAGAUUCUGUAUAGUGAAGAUGAUCACAUAUUUAGUCUCAGUUCAGUCAACUAUAUAAAAGGUUUGAUGAAAAGACAAGGCCACGUAUCUAAUGGAGGGUCUUCAAAAGACGAUUUUGAUGACUAUGAAGAUUCCGUCGACCCAACCACUGCUAGUGCAGGAAGCAAAGCUAAUAGCAUCGAGAAGAAUGAGUCGCCCAGUGGUAGUAGUGGAACACCUAGUAGAAAAAGGAAAGCAAGAAUAUUAGAUGAUUAA